AUGGCAUUAUUAUCGAAUGAAAAUUUAAUUCAUGUAUUAGAUUAUAUGUUAGAUGCAAUGAAUUUAUAUUUAUCAUUAAUUAUUUUUAUAUUUGGAACAGUUGGAAAUAUUUUAAAUUGUUUAGUUUUAUCACAACGAACAUUUCAUUCAAAUCCAUGUGCAUUCUAUUUUUUAAUUUCAUCUAUUGUUAAUCUUAUUUCUAUUAUAUUUGGUCUUACAACUAAAAUUAUGGCUAGUUGGCAUCUUGAUCCAACAGAAACAAAUAAUUGGAUUUGUAAAAUUCGUGUUUUUAUUGUAUUUACAUCACGAACUAUGGGUAUAUGGUUAAUUAUGUUAGCUUCUAUUGAUCGAUGGUUAUUAUCAUCUCGAAGUGGUUAUCGACGAGAUUUAAGUAAUAUAAAAAUUGCAAAAUUAGGUAUUAUUAUAAGUUUUCUUCUAUCAAAUAUUGUUUUUAUUCAUAUGAUUUAUUGUUAUGAAGCAAAUAUAUUAGAUGCACCAUUAAAAUGUUAUGGAAAAAAUAUAACAUGUCGUUUAAUAACAGAUUUAAUUUAUGGAUUAGUUACAAUAUUAAUUCCAUUAUUAUUAAUGAUUCUAUUUAGUAUAAUGAUUAUUUCAAAUAUUCAACAUUUACGUCAUCGUAUAAAAGUUGUAACUGUUGUAACAGUACGAACACCAUUACAAAUUAAAUCUAUAAAAUUAAAAAGAACUGAUCAUCAUUUACUUCGUAUGCUUUUAAUACAAGUUCUUCUUUUACUUAUAUUUUGUAUGCCACAAGCAUUACAUAAAUUUUAUAUUACAUUUAAAUCAACUAAUUCAAUGAAUAAUUGGCAAGAUGCAUUAAAUCAUUUUUUAUAUAAUCUUGAUGUUAUUCUUGCUUUUAUUGCAAGUGGUAUGCCAUUUUAUCUUUAUACAUUAGCAGAUAGAACGGUUUUUCGUAGAGCAUUUUAUGAAUUAUUACAAAUGUUUCAUCGAAAAAUAAAAUGUCAAUGA
This is a messenger RNA of Rotaria sp. Silwood1, 990 nucleotides long. NCBI's taxonomy places the organism in Eukaryota, Metazoa, Rotifera, Eurotatoria, Philodinida, Philodinidae. The record is from the annotation of a GenBank genome assembly.